GUGUGAGCUAACUGAGGCAACGCGAUGUCAACGUGGCGUAGCGUGCGUGCAAAUGUGCGGACGCUUCGGGCUGCGCUCACCUUCGCAGGGGUCCCACCGGACCACCGGCUGCUGUGCGGACUCGCAGUGUCACGCCGAAACCUGGGCACCGGGACGCCGCUGCGGAAUGACUUCUUUAAAGAUCUGGAGGCCCAGUUGGCCGCCACGAGGAAGAAGGUGGCUGACGCUCUGCCGGGGAGCUCCUGGAGCCCGCUGGAGAUCAACCCCAACCUUCCACCAGAGAGGACCGACAUCGUGAUCGUGGGAGGCGGCGUGAUGGGCUGGUCCGUGGCCUAUUGGCUCAAGAAGAAGGAGGGGCUCCGCGGGGGGCUCAAUGUCAUCGUGGUGGAGAAAGACACGACGUACUCACAGGCGUCGUCGGUGUUGUCAGCCGGGGGCAUCCGCCAGCAGUUCUCCCUGCCGGAGAACAUCAGCCUGUCCAUGGCAUCCGCCGACUUCCUGAGGAACAUCAACGAGCACUUGGGCGUGCUGAACGAGGACGCCGUGGACGUGCAAUUCAACCAGGCAGGCUACUUGUUCCUGGCCAGCCACAAGGGGGCUCACAUCAUGGAGGAGAACUUCAAGACGCAGAGAGCCGCCGGGGCGCAAGUGGCACUUCUGUCGCCGACUCAACUCCGAGAGAAAUUUCCCUGGAUAAAUACCGAAGAUGUGGCGCUUGCCGCCUAUGGUGUGGAGAACGAGGGCUGGUUCGACCCGUGGAUGUUGCUCAGCGCUAUGAGGAGAAAGGCCGUCUCCAUGGGCGUCGUGCCGUGCUGCGGAGAAGUCACCGGUUUCAAAUAUUUCUCCAACGAAGCCAUGACUGAGGACGGCCAACGUUUGAAGUUGCACAGGAUCAAUAAAGUUCUGGUGCAGAUGCCUCACAGUUUGGAGUACCAGCCGGUGGAGUGCACCAUCGUGGUGAACACAGCCGGGGCCUUCUCGGCAAAAGUGGCCCGCAUGCUGGGAGUGGGACUCGGACCCAAGGACACCCUGGCGAGGAUCUCGCUCCCUGUGGAACCGAGAAAAAGGUUCAUCUACGUGUUCCAUUGUCCUGAGGGUCCCGGAUUGGACACGCCCUUCCUCAUUGAUCCCUCGGGCGUUUACUUCAGGAGGGAGGGGCUCGGUGGGAACUAUAUCGCCGGCAGGUCGCCCGACGAGGGGGAAGAGCCGGAUGUGACCAAUUUGGAUGUGGACCACCAGUUCUUCCAGGACAAAAUUUGGCCUGAACUGGCGCAUCGCGUUCCAGCUUUUGAAAAACUGAAGGUGAGGAGCGCAUGGGCGGGCUACUACGACUACAACACGUUGGACCAGAACGGCAUCGUGGGCGCGCACCCGCUGGUCAACAACAUGUACUUCGCCACGGGCUUCAGCGGCCACGGCCUGCAGCACUCUCCGGCCGUGGGCCGCGCCGUGGCCGAGCUCAUCCUGGACGGCAACUUCACCACAUUGGACCUCAGCCGGCUCGGCUUCCGCCGCAUCAUUGAAGGCGAGCCCAUGUUGGAGACGAACAUUGUCUAGAGGUCGUCGUUUUCUACGGCGCCUAUCAGCGGGACUUUUUUUUUUUUUUUUUAAAUACAAGAAGCCAUGAUUUUAUCAACUCCCAAACAAACUAGUAGUAACAUCCUCCAGGAAAGCUGCCACUUGACGGCGGGAACAAAUAAAUUGAUCAGCUACCUUAAGCUCCA
Syngnathus acus (greater pipefish) is the source of this 1724-nucleotide messenger RNA. It is a transcript of the gene foxred1, whose product is annotated as FAD-dependent oxidoreductase domain containing 1. Bases 25 to 1557 code for a protein of 510 amino acids. Gene Ontology annotation, molecular function: oxidoreductase activity. Gene Ontology annotation, cellular component: cytoplasm. The transcript is spliced from 11 exons. NCBI's taxonomy places the organism in Eukaryota, Metazoa, Chordata, Actinopteri, Syngnathiformes, Syngnathidae. The record is from RefSeq and is a predicted model, not a curated record.